ACCAGCAGCACAGCUGUUUUUCGCAGCAGCUAGCUUAUUGUCAACCAGAUCAAACAGCUGUCAACACAACAACUUCUGCCGCACAGGUAAAUAGCAAAAAACAAUGUCGCUAAUACGUCAAGUGCUAUGCCGCGCUACACCCACCAUGCAGUUCACUGCACGCUGGGCGUCUUCGCAGGACAUCGCACCCAUUGAUCUGGAUAAGGCGCUAGCCCGUCCCGAGGAUGUGGAGCAACGCAACAAGUUGAGCGGCAAGAUUACCGUGCCUGUGGCCGUCAAUCUCAGUCCAAUUUCGGGAGUGCCCGAAGAACAUGUGAAGGAGCGUCGCGUUCGCAUUCAUAUUCCUCCAAAGAAUGCGAUGCAAAGCGGCACCGAUAACAUCAACACAUGGCAAAUCGAUUUCGAUAACCGUGAGCGCUGGGAGAAUCCCCUCAUGGGCUGGGCAUCCACCGGUGAUCCAUUGUCCAACAUGAAUGUGCAAUUUGGCUCCAAGGAGGAGGCCAUCACAUAUUGCGAACGCAAUGGCUGGCGUUAUUAUGUCGACGGCGAGCUGAAGGAGAAGAAGGAACGCGUCAAGAACUAUGGCGUCAACUUUGCCUGGAACAAACGCACUCGUGUCUCCACCAAGUAAAAUUUUGGAUAUUGAUGCGAUGGAGUAGCAAAAACCAAUUACACGUUAUAAAAUACUUUAA
Messenger RNA from Drosophila nasuta, 692 nucleotides. It is a transcript of the gene ND-18, whose product is annotated as NADH:ubiquinone oxidoreductase subunit 18. Gene Ontology annotation, cellular component: respiratory chain complex I. The record is from RefSeq and is a predicted model, not a curated record. Lineage: Eukaryota; Metazoa; Arthropoda; Insecta; Diptera; Drosophilidae. The transcript is spliced from 4 exons. Gene Ontology annotation, biological process: electron transport chain. Bases 104 to 631 code for a protein of 175 amino acids.